GUUUGAGCCAUAGAGCUGCUUGAGAAGCCUCUCUGCCCUCACAUAUCCCCGGUUCUCAGAUGGCGCAUCGAUCGGUAGAUUUGUCGGGUGGGUGGGGAGGUGUUCAGAGCUUUUCGAAUUGAUAAUGAUAAAUCUUAGUCCCGGACAAAGGAGUCACUGUCAACGAUGAAUACUACUACUGAAGUCAAAGUCUGCCUCCUUGGAGACUCCGGUGUUGGGAAAUCUAGCAUCCUGCAGCGGUUUGUGUACAAUACGUUUAAUUCCAGCGCGGAGAGCACUAUAGGGGCAUCAUUUAUGAUGAAAAACCUGGUGUUGCAUGACCGUACAUUCAAAUUUAAUAUUUGGGACACUGCUGGCCAAGAAAGGUAUCGAGCUUUGGCUCCAAUGUACUACCGAGGUGCUGGGGCUGCUGUCAUUGUUUAUGACAUCACAUCUAUGGAGAGUUUCAAUGCAGUGCAGAGUUGGGUGCGAGAGUUACAGCUUCAUGGGGACCCAAACAUUGCCCUUGGUAUAGCAGGCAACAAGUGCGACUUGGAGGAUCAUCGAGAAGUGAGUUUAGCAACUGGAGAGUCAUAUGCCCACCAGCAUGGCGCAGUUUUUGUUGAGACUAGUGCUCUUAAGGCCACUAAUAUCCAGGAACUUUUCAUGGGAAUUGCCAUGAAGGUGCCCGUAACCCAAGGAGUACGGCAACCAGAACUGAAGCUUAGCCUCAAAAAGAAUGUGAGCAAGAAGUGCUGCUGAAGUUGAGGAUUGAAGCCACGCAUCUUGGUGCAGAGACAUAAGGAACAAAUGGGCCUUGGUUGCCGAAUGGCCCAUUGCCUUGCUCCUUGUGCUUGAAGCUUGCCACAAGCCUCGUGCAUUCUGAGUCACGAGGCUGAACAUGUCCACGCUGUUGGAAGUUUAACGCACAUUUUGGCCAUUGUUCUUGGUGAUGUUCCAUUUUUGUGCUGUGAUGUGCUUUUUAUUUAGUGCUGCAACUGUACAUCUUUCGUCUUUCACCUGAACCUUUUGUAAAAUAUGAUACUUGUAGUAUCAAAAACAGCUAACACUUUGUUUACACGACCUUUCUGUUACUCAGAUCUGGAAAGGUGCUGUAUCUGGUUUCGCACAGCCUUGUAAAGGAUAUGCACAAGGGGCCAUAUGUCAUAAGCACUGCCGUGAGAAAUUAUUCACUUUGCUGUAAUUAGCACCAGUCAUAGGUCUGUUUUUCUUAGACAUGGAGGGCACACUGUAUACUAUCUUUGGGGACACCCCAGAGAAAUAAAAUACUUUAGAAUGGAAACACCUGGAGGUCUUGCUUCUGGGUAGGCUACUUUCUCAAAAGUUAAAUAUUUUGAAAUUAUUUUACGCCUGUGGUAAGCAGUGCUUUCCCAUGUCUGGAAUUCAGUCACUGCAGUGAACUGCCAAGUACUCCUUAUUGUUUGGUUCUGCUUCCAUUUCAACGAGCUCAAUGGCAAGCCACGUGAUCUUUGAUUGCUUCUAGAGCAGACCCAUUGCUACUGCCUCCACGACUUCAGCUUACAUGUUGGCUGUAUACUGGUGUACAGAACUUCAUUUUUUAGACGUAUAUUUGAUAUGUGUGAAAAGCAAAGUAAAUAUCAGUGAACACUGUUUCACUGUGUUGCAGUAGCAUACUGCAGUUUGCUCACACCAUUCUAUGGUUUUGUUUUAGCUUAGACAAUACAUUAGCUUUAUUUUUAUUUAUAAAUGUGUUUAAUGCCUGUAUUUAAUGAAAAUAUUUUUAUAUAGUAAAUCACUUUACUUGUAGACAGACUUUACUUGCUGUGUCUUUUGUGAUGUGUGCAUAUGGUAUCCACUUGAUUGUUCAUGGCCACUUUCCCGCUACAUGCAGAAGAAUUUGCUUUUGUAAGUGUUCCGUGAUUGACUGUCGCGGCUCUAUUUCACACAAAUAGCUUGAAGGAAAAUCUUGAAUCGCUCAUUAGUGAGGAUCUGAAUGCUAGGCUAAACUAAUUUUUCUUAGUUUCUCUAAUGAAAGUUCUUAGAAAUGUGUAGUUCAUAAGCUUGAUAAUUCAUUUUGCAAGCAACAUUCUACCUUGACAGCAGCUCUUUCAUGGCUUAAUGUUUUAAAGAACAUGCCAUGUAAAACAAGAUUUUUCACACAAGGCAGUAAGCAGUAGGAUGCACAUAUUUUUGGUACAUCCUGAUUCUACACACACGUGUUAUCAGGAAAACUGGCAUGUGAGCCAAGACUCAGCAUUUUUCUCUUAGGAACUCGUGACAGUCAGUCAAACCGAAAUGUUACAAAUGGUCUUAUGUGCAUUAUUGCAUGUAGUUGCAGCAAAUGCCAUAUCCACAGCAGUGGCUAAGUGCCUAUGGCAUUGUUCUGCUGAGCAUGAGGCUGCUGCAUUCCAGUGGGGUGGAGUGCCAAAAUGUUUGUGUACUGUGCUUUGGAUGCACAUUAAGAAACCCAUGGGGUCAAAAUUAAUUUGGAGCUCUUCACUACGCUGCCCUUCAUAGUGUAUUGUGCAGAUUUGGGACAUUAAACCCCUCAGUUUAGUUUAUAACAAAUGCCACAGCCAUGAAAGAGCCCUGGGUCUUGUAUGAACUUGUGUAAGGCAUUAGUGAUGUGAUGACAAUCCUUUUCCAUCUAUUUCCUUUUUAGUAAGCACCUUGCUAAAUAUUUUGUUGUAACAUAUGACUAUAGCAAGUGAAGGUUGUCUAAUAUUUGUUAUGAAACUAUUAAUAGAAAUUUUGUUGUAUGAUUCUGCAGAUUUUUAGCUUUAAGAUUGGUUCAUUCAAGUGAGCAUUCCCUGUCAAUGUCGGGAAAACUAAAGCAUUCAAUAGAAUGGGAAAUAUAAUUGGCGAGAUUUAAGGUCCUAAAGCAACAAAAAGGCUAUGAUAGACAUCAUAGUGGAUGGCUCUAGAUUAAUUCUGACCACUUGACAAUUAUUGACACAGCAACUUUCUUGGGAACAUUUAUUUGUUGCUCUGUAGAUUGUUGCUUUUUUUGCACAACUGUGUAUUUAAAAUUCAAACAAGAUUCAUUUGUUUUUGUUUGUUUUGUUUUUUGUUUAAGAAAAUGAACAUUUGCUUGGAUAGUUUGGAGUGCUUAGCUCAUGUAAUAGUAUAACAGUCCCAUUUGCUUGUCUGUACAUUAUUCUUACUACUGGCCACUAAGGGUGAUAAUGGCUAGGCAUUCUCCUGUCUGAGCCAGUGGCAAAUAGAAAAAAAAAAAAUCCAGGAUAAUUAGAAACUAAUAUUUUGUCCUUGGUCUCUAUAUCAUUGUACAGAUGCCAUCAGAAAGGUUGAGCGACUCAUUUACUGUUAUUUAGUGUUGCAUAGUGUGGUCUACUAUUAUAGCCAAUACAAGAACACUUAGCUCACACCUCAGGACUUGCCAUCUGCAGCUGCAAGCAGAAAGGAUGCCUAUACUCUGUACAGUGCAGUCCACUGUUAAAGACAACAUAAAUUUAUAACAUGUAUAAAUUUUUACAUCUAGCAAAUGUACAAUUGCAUGGCUUUGCACCAGCCACAAGGUAAAUUGUGGUUGGUGGCUCUGGCGCCUUUCUACACCCCCAUGCAGUGUAUAGCUUCAGCUAACAUUUGCAGCUAGAGUGCCAACGAUGUGAGAACCGCACAUUUGGGUGUUCCCUUUAACAGUGGACCACACUGUACCAGCAUGCCAAGAAAAACCAGCACUGUUUGCGUUAGAUCAUGUGCUGCAGAGCCAUGUGCUUUCGAACUUGCCACUGAGGGAAAUUCACUCAUGCCACAUGCUUGUGUGUUCACUCUACACUGCACUUCAGUCUCUGAAUUUUCAUUGCUGUCUUUUUUGCAAAUCAUCAUGACAAACUGCUUGUUAAGGUUCAAGUUUGUGUGUGUAUGUGUAAGUUUUGGUACUGUGGUGACAAAAUCAUGGCAGUUCUUGUUCUUAUAGUGGAGAUUACUUUUGUCCCGUGAAACUGGAGAUUUACAGCCUUCUUCUUAUUAUGAUAAAUCGAUAUUAGAAAGUAAUGUUUGAUUGAUUAAAAAAAAAUUUUUUCUGUAAGUGCAUGCUCAAAACAUUCGUUUCUGGACCUGCCAUGGUUGCUUAGUGGAUUUGGCGUUGUGCUGCUAUAAGCAUGAGGUUGCGGGAUCGAAUCUUGACUAUGGCGGCCGCAUUUAGAUUGGGGUGAAAUGCAAAAACACCUGUGUACUGUGCAUUGGGUGCACGUUAAAGAACCCCAACUGGUAAAAAUUUUUCAGGAGCCCCCCACUAUGGCGUGCCUCAUAAUCAGAUUAUAGUUUUGGCACGUGAAACCCCAGAAUUGAACAAAAAAUAAAUAAAAACGUUUUUGUUAGACUUCCGACAAUAGUGGUACUUGACAAAAAUGUCACAUUGUUCUUCGUUGGCCCUCCUGUGCAGAGGCUCUUAACAUUAGAGUACAAGUUGCUGUUAAAUUUGCCUUAUGUGCACAGCUGUAUUCCUGCAGCCAGUGUUUAUGCAUACCUAAAGACCACCAGUCAAUAUGACUCAAGUAUUCCCAGCACUUGGAAGAUGCCCCAUGCCAGCUGAAACCAUGAACUUGGUCAGUACAUUAUUUAUAUUGAGAGUGCAGUGAGUUUGGAUUGUAAUAGCUGUAAUGGCCAAUCGACACUUCUGGGAGCUAGGAAGUAAAUAUAUGUAUACAGCAGUUAGAAUAGUGACAAAUAUUUUGAACUAGUGUUAUCAUGUGAUAAUCUAUUUACAAAAGAUUGCUAAUGUGAUGUGCUGGCAGAAAGGCAACAUUUAUAGAACUUUUGCUGUGGUUUGGUUGGUGUUUUUCUAGACCACCCACUGCCUUUUCUUUAUUGAGAUUUGGUAUCACUGUAGUGCUUUGUUUUAUGGUUUAAGUUUGUGUUAUGAUUUUUUCUUUUUACCUCUUACUGUUUGUCUUAAUUUAACUGUUUUGUUUGACUUCAUACACCAAUCAUAUUUUUGAGGUUAGUUGCAUAUCUGUGUAAGCCUUUGUACAGAAAAUAUAGUAUUAGGCUUUUAUCAGUAUGGCUGUUGCUGAUGGUCUGUAGCAUCUGUUGUUAAUUUCCUGUUGUUAAUUUCCUUCAUGUUCCAGGCCCGAAAUUUGCUGACAUUUAAGCUUGCUAGAGUACUUGUUAAUUAUUUUAUUAGUAGUGCAGAAUCUGUUUGUUUUGGAAUUGUACACUGAAGCACUGAAAUCAUUAUUAUGCAGCUGGAGCUAGAAACAUAUAUAUACUUGAAAAACUUCAAGCUGUUCGUCGACUAUGCAUCACAUGCAGCAAUCUUGUGGCCACAGCAGGAGCUUAGGUAAGGAAUAUAAGCAUAUGCUACUAAUGCAAGCUUGGAAUUUCAAAUACAUUAAGGUAUUUUUGUCACUCAAUAUGCAACAGUGCCUUACACAUGUACAUUAGUAUUUAUACUUUUGCAGUACAAACUGAACGGGGCUGUGCAAAAUAUGAAGAAGAUAUUGCAAAUGUGUAAAAGAGGAGUAUAUUUUAUUGAUUACGUUAUGUGGGAAAGAGCACUUUUGAGCACUGCUGUCUGUUUUGCAAUGACAGGUUGAGUGCAGUUCCCUGGCUGGCCUUUUUUAGUGUAUGUGCAAUAAAAUUAUGCUGUAUACAAGCA
This is a messenger RNA of Dermacentor andersoni, 5581 nucleotides long. Its product is annotated as ras-related protein Rab-22A-like. Gene Ontology annotation, molecular function: GTPase activity; GTP binding. The record is from RefSeq and is a predicted model, not a curated record. Lineage: Eukaryota; Metazoa; Arthropoda; Arachnida; Ixodida; Ixodidae.